Molecule: messenger RNA, 606 nt
Organism: Fomitopsis serialis
Lineage: Eukaryota; Fungi; Basidiomycota; Agaricomycetes; Polyporales; Fomitopsidaceae
Exons: 5
Source: RefSeq, a predicted model, not a curated record
GCGCGCUCUAAAUGCAUAGGUACGUAGGAUUGUCUGGGUUGAGCUGGUAUGCAUGUCGUCACGUCUAUUUGGGUAUCUCGUGUAUGCGGUAAGUGCUCUUCCAGUCAUUCAGUUGCCUCACCCACAACGCUCCUUUGUGUUCCUCUUCAGAGCGCAGAGAUCCUACAUGUCGCUCUAUGGCUGGCAGUCACCCCGACUUGUCAUGUGUCCCCCACUCGGGGUAGGUUCUGUUCUCUGCUGUUCUUGUCGAACGUGGAACGGAUCCAGCGUCUGCGUUGCAGCUGACAAUUUGUCAACAGCCUCCACGAAAUUGAGAACGAUGGAGACAACAUGCUCCUUAGUCUCAUACCAAGACCCUCCACACGGCGCUGGUGUGGAGGGGGACGUCUAGCCCAAGUGACUUGUCUAACGUCACCUCAUGCCGCUCAAGUUCAUCUCCGCACAAACGGAAGACAAGAAUGCGCACUCUGAGACCGACCUUGGGGAUGGUUUCUGCUGAACGUUCCAGUGAGAAGGGCGGACGAUGCUGGGUAGACAGCCUGAACGUAAUAUCGUCUUUUUGUACGUUUGAUCAGGCUGCUUGCGAAAUGCUGAUUGAUGCGAUAU